This is a messenger RNA of Gymnogyps californianus (California condor), 2494 nucleotides long. It is a transcript of the gene HDAC3, whose product is annotated as histone deacetylase 3. The transcript is spliced from 15 exons. Bases 20 to 1306 code for a protein of 428 amino acids. NCBI's taxonomy places the organism in Eukaryota, Metazoa, Chordata, Aves, Accipitriformes, Cathartidae. Gene Ontology annotation, molecular function: histone deacetylase activity. The record is from RefSeq and is a predicted model, not a curated record.
GGGUCCCGGCCUCUCCGCCAUGGCGAAGACCGUGGCCUAUUUCUACGACCCGGACGUGGGCAACUUCCACUACGGAGCGGGGCACCCCAUGAAGCCGCAUCGCCUGGCGCUAACCCACAGCCUGGUCCUGCACUACGGGCUCUACAAGAAGAUGAUCGUUUUCAAACCGUACCAGGCAUCCCAGCAUGACAUGUGCCGAUUCCACUCCGAGGACUACAUCGACUUCCUGCAGAGAGUGAGCCCCAACAACAUGCAGGGGUUCACCAAGAGCCUCAAUGCCUUCAACGUGGGCGAUGACUGCCCAGUGUUUCCAGGCCUCUUUGAAUUUUGCUCUCGCUAUACUGGGGCCUCCCUGCAGGGAGCAACGCAGCUGAACAACAAGAUCUGUGAUAUUGCAAUAAACUGGGCAGGGGGCCUGCAUCAUGCCAAAAAGUUUGAGGCUUCUGGGUUUUGUUAUGUUAACGACAUAGUUAUUGGCAUCCUGGAGCUGCUCAAAUAUCAUCCACGUGUUCUGUACAUUGAUAUCGAUAUCCAUCAUGGAGAUGGUGUGCAGGAGGCUUUCUACUUGACGGACCGUGUCAUGACAGUGUCAUUUCAUAAAUAUGGGAACUAUUUCUUUCCUGGUACAGGUGACAUGUAUGAAGUUGGUGCAGAGAGUGGUCGUUACUACUGUCUCAACGUGCCUCUACGAGAUGGCAUUGAUGACCAAAGUUAUAAACACCUCUUCCAGCCAGUCAUUAACCAGGUGGUAGAUUACUAUCAGCCCACCUGCAUAGUACUGCAGUGCGGUGCUGAUUCUCUGGGUUGCGACCGUUUGGGUUGUUUUAACCUCAGUAUAAGAGGACAUGGGGAGUGCGUGGAGUAUGUAAAGAGCUUCAACAUCCCCUUGCUGGUACUGGGAGGAGGUGGUUACACAGUUCGCAACGUGGCACGAUGCUGGACUUACGAAACAUCAUUGCUUGUAGAUGAAGCAAUUAGCGAAGAGCUCCCAUACAGUGAGUACUUCGAAUACUUUGCUCCAGACUUCACCCUUCAUCCUGACGUCAGUACGAGGAUUGAAAAUCAGAACUCCCGGCAGUACUUGGAUCAGAUCAGGCAGACGAUAUUUGAGAAUCUGAAAAUGCUGAACCAUGCUCCCAGCGUGCAGAUCCACGAUGUCCCUUCUGACUUGCUCAGCUACGAUCGCACAGAUGAGCCUGAUCCAGAGGAAAGAGGUUCUGAGGAAAACUACAGCAGGCCUGAAGCUGCCAACGAGUUUUAUGACGGUGACCACGAUAACGACAAAGAGAGUGACGUUGAGAUCUGAGCGCUGUGGUGUGGGGCUCUGGACUGUGGGGGAGUCCCGCAUUGGACAUGGGUGCUUGGAGCAGAUAACUGGGCCACGUAGGAGCCAGUUAGCCCUCCCUUCGUAUUUGAUUGCAUGCGGUGGCAGCAGAAACAACACCGCUGCAGGCUUCUGCUACCUGAAGAGGCAGAGAGCAGUGAAACGUGUUCCUUACUUUCCACCAUGUGUCACGGUUCCAGCUGUCACCGCUCUGGGAAAUGGAAAUUUGAGUAGCACUCGAAUCUGUGCUGUGUACUGGCUGGCAGCCGUGCGACUGCCUUCAGAGCCUGACCUGUGCUGGUUCAGUCGCCUCCCGUAACUCCCAUGCGGGCUUCUGCCAGCAAGGUGGGAGCUGGAGCGGUUGUGCCUACGAUCUCUGCCUCUCUUCAGCAGCAACACCUGAUACAUCCUGCUCUCCCCGGCCCUCCGCUCAGGUACCCGGUUGACUGUCCUCUGAAGCCUGCACUGAGAGUUGCUUCCUGAUGUCCCUUCGAACCAUCUGAUGCUCCACAGCUCAAGGAAAACUAUACGAGAAGACAAGGCCAGUUGUGGGAUAGGGGUCGGGAGCAUCCCUGGAGCAGGGAGCAGCUUGAUGGAGCACGAUGGAAGAAUGUAUGCAGAGCAUAGUCUUGUUCAUUCCCCCCCAUACUUGGUUUGGUGUUCACAAAUGAGUACUGUGACACUUUGCAGAGUUGGACCUUACUUCCCUGUUUUCUGUAUUCUUCGAGAGGCUAACAUCACUGUGGAACACAGGUUUGGCUGCCAAGGUCAGUACAUAGUGUGUCUUGCACCUCUGAUGUAGCUUCCAGCGGUGUUUUCCAACUUCACGCGUGGCCCUUCUGUGUGUUAGCAAGAGAUGUGGGCUGCUUGCUCGGAGUGGAAACCAUUCCCUCUUGACUGUACCCAGGAGGCGUCGCUCUGCUCGUGGGUGAGGGAAGCUGCUGCUUCUAAGUCCUGUCUUCUUGCCCUCACACAGCAGAGAUUUCUCUCGGCCAUCCCUCAAAUCCCAGACUUUGCUGCUCCUUCGCCAGAGUCGUCACCUGGUACCUGUCGUGGUUUGGAGUGUGCCGUUUGGGGAGGCAGGAGGGGGUUAGCCUCUGACUGUACUGUUCUGUUUGUUUACUGACGUCUUUAAACAUUAAAUGAAGAGGCAGUAUUUUUCUUACCUGA